AUGUAUGAAGUUCGUGGUGAAAAAAAAAUUUUAAAUAAUGUAGAUGAUAAACAUUAUGAAUUUUCAUCGUUGCGUCGUGCAAAAUUUUCAACAAGAGUUUUAUUAUAUGAAUUACAUAAAUUAACAACAGAUAAAUUUAUAUAUAAUUGUAAUAUAUGUCAACAACAAUGUGAUAUACAUUAUUAUUGUGCAAUGUGUGAAGAUUUUGAUCUAUGUGAAAAAUGUUAUAAUAUAGAACUCAAGCAUGAACAUAAAAUGGAUCGUUUUGUUUCAUUCUCAGUCGUAAAUUGUCAUCGUAACUCUUUAAAUCGGAAUGAUGAAUCUGUCGUAAAUUUACAAUUGCAACGUCAACAAUUCAUACAACGGUGUAUUGAAGUCUUGUUACAUGCUGUUAAUUGUCGAGAUGCUAACUGUCUUAAGCGAGAUUGUUUUCGUUAUAAGCGUUCUAUACAACAUUGCAAUAAAUGUCAAAGAAAAAAUGCUCAAUGCAAUCAAUUCUUUGUUGUUCAUCUUCGUGAUCCAAAUCCAGCAGAUCCAGCUGAAAAUGAUACCGAUUCAUUAAUACCGUGUGAGCUAAUGGAAACACGAGAUGCAUUUUUAAAUUUUGCUCGUGAUAAACAUUUUGAAUUUUCAUCGUUGCGUCGUGCAAAAUUUUCAACAAGAGCUUUAUUAUAUGAAUUACAUAAAUUAACAACAGAUAAAUUUAUAUAUAAUUGUAAUAUAUGUCAACAACAAUGUGAUAUACAUUAUCAUUGUGCAAUGUGUGAAGAUUUUGAUCUAUGUGAAAAAUGUUAUAAUAUAGAACCCAAGCAUGAACAUAAAAUGGAACGUUUUGUUUCAUUCUCAGUCGAAAAUUGUGAUCGUAACUCUUCAAAUCGAAAUGAUGAAUCUGUCGUAAAUCUACAAUUACAACGUCAACAAUUCAUACAACGUUGUAUUGAAGUCUUGUUACAUGCUGUUAAUUGUCGAGAUGCUAACUGUCUUAAGCGUGAUUGUUUUCGUUAUAAGCGUUCUAUACAACAUUGCAAUGAAUGUCAAAGAAAAAAUACUCAAUGCAAUGUAUGUAAACAAGUUAUAUAUCUUUGUUGGUACCAUGCGAAAAGCUGUAUGGAUCAAACUUGUCAAAUACCAUUUUGUAUAAGUUUAAAAAGUAAAAUGCAAAAACAACGAAUGACUAGUUUGCAAAUAGAUCGUCGUCGUAUGCAAGGUAUGAUGCAACAAAGAACGAGUAUAAUGCAAGAACAACUUCAAGUAUCAGUUCCUCCGGUGCAUGCUGAUAGAAUAUCAAAUCCUAGCCAUGCAUUGAGUUAUGAUACUUCUUCAACAAAUUCAAAAAUAAAUAACUCAUCAUGUAAACCAUCAGUAGUGCCCAUUCGUACGCCUCAAUAUUCUACUAAUUGGCAUAAUCUAUCUCAACAGCAAUCAUAUAUGAUGGCACAAACAACUUGGAACAGUAAACCGCAUGUCAAUGUAACUCAAUCACAAUCAACAAUUCAAUUAAAUGCAUUAAUAAAUCGAACUAAACAAGAUUCAUUAAUGGAUGAACAACAGCAACCAUAA
Rotaria sp. Silwood2 is the source of this 1560-nucleotide messenger RNA. NCBI's taxonomy places the organism in Eukaryota, Metazoa, Rotifera, Eurotatoria, Philodinida, Philodinidae. The record is from the annotation of a GenBank genome assembly.